Nelumbo nucifera (sacred lotus) is the source of this 390-nucleotide messenger RNA. RefSeq lists its product as uncharacterized. NCBI's taxonomy places the organism in Eukaryota, Viridiplantae, Streptophyta, Magnoliopsida, Proteales, Nelumbonaceae. The record is from RefSeq and is a predicted model, not a curated record.
AUGGCUAAACUCACUAGACAACCGGCCAGCAGAAUACGGUUCAGCGAGUUAGCCGGCGAGACGGCAGCAGAAUGCAUGGCGGUAUGCUGCUGCUUCCCGUGUGGUGUGGUGGACAUGUUGGUCCUGGCAGUGUACAGGGUACCGGCCGGUCUCUGCCGGAAAGCGAUGAAGAAGAGAAGCCAACAAAGAAAGAAAGGGAGUCCGUUAUCUCAGCAGCAGGUUUUCCCCUAUGGGUGCGACGAAGCAGAGUUUGAGAUACAUAUAGUGUCACAAAUGGAAUUGGAUGAAAUUGCAAAGACCAAGGAGGUUAUUGAGCUGGAUAAGGAGAUGUGGGACAGGUUCUACGAGACUGGGUUCUGGAGGAGUCUUUCUCGUCUCGAGCGGGAGUAG